UCCAUACUGCUUUUGUUUUUGUGACCAACAGGCAGAAAAAAUGGCUGGCCAAUACUCACCCCCAAUUUCGUUAGCUGAAAUAGAUGGUAUAUCCAAUUUGAAAGAAGGCAUAAAGAAGUUACGAGAGUUAGGGAUAGAUCACGCUGGUGUGAAGAACAAGGACGACGUAGUCCUCAGAUUGAGAAAAUUCUUGAAACUACAUGGUGUAGGUGUGGCUGAGGACCCACUGAAUGCCGCUGAACUAAUGGCAGAUGCCUUGGAGGAAGAUAAAGAGACAAGAAAACAGCUACAGCAAUUAUACAAAGACACGAUUGAGUAUAUUUCUGGUUUACCAGAAAGGAGACGUGAUGACCUAAAUCAAAACAUUCCGCGAGUUGUAGAAAGAUUAAGUGAAAGCAUUGGAGAACUCUCUAAAAGCGAAAGUGGAAUUUUAGUAGCAGGUGAGACCGGUGCUGGCAAGAGUUGUCUGUUGAAUCUACUCCUUGGGGAAGAUCUUCUUCCAACGGAUUUCUUCAGUUGUACAGCAGUGUUGUGUGAAUUAAGGUACGGCGACCAAAGGAAGGCUGUUGCACAUUUCUGGGACACCAGUUUACAACCUGUUACCUUGGACCUGGAAGUGCCAGAUCCUCUUGAGGUUUUGAAGCCUUACAUAUUCCAGGAAGAAGGACGAGGGAAGAAGGAAUUCCCAUACAACAGAGUCCAGUUAUUUUGGCCUAUCCCUCUGUUACAGGGAGGUGUCUAUAUCAUGGACAGCCCGGGUAUAGGAGAGAGUGAAAUGAUGACAAAACUUACGAAGAGUUACUUGGCCAAGGCAUUUUCCUUCAUCUACGUCAUCAACAGCAUGGUGGCCGGAGGAGUGCAAGAAGAUAGGCUUCAGGAUCUCCUUAGCGAUGUAGUGAGGGGUAAAUUCGAGACAGAAGACAAAAAUAGUGGCACAGAAAAACUUGCUUCUGGAGUUCGUCUGUUCAAUCCUUCAACGGCCAUCUUUGUUCUCAACAAAUGGGACCAGGUGCCAGAAAAAGAGAAGGAUGAUGUUUUCAAAGACACUCUUCGCAAGCUGCAAAACAUCUGUGACGGCUUUACUGCAGAUCAGCUUUUCCCUAUGUCGGUGACAAAGGCUCAAAGUGCACUAAAACAGGGCUGUGCAACACCCGAGUUCUCAAACUUCCUUGUUGGGCUGAAGAAACUUUUUCCUAAGACCCUAAAAUCAAAUCAGGAGACUAAAUACAGAUUAGUAGUUCACAUUCUGCGAAGAUCCGCGUUUCAUCUAAAGUCAGCUUUGAACAUCUUUGAAAGAUCUGAGGAAGAACGUAAGAAGAAAGCUGCUGAAAUCAUGCGACAGAUUGGAAAGAUAAAGAACAGUUUUGAAGGGAAGCGUUUUAAAUUGCUAGGGCUUUUAAAGACAAAGGCUCAACAAGCUGCACAACAAAUCCAAGAUUACCUGCAUAAGAAUAAAGAGCGUGUCCUGAAAUGGAAAGAUGACGAUUGUCCAAGGCCAACUGACCAUUGGGAUGAUCUUUACACACAAGCUAGAACCCUCAUCCUAGGGAGAAUCCGCGAACUACUGGAGGAAUGGAACACAAACACUGAGUUCUUCACAAAUGCACAGAAGGAGCUUAUAGGAAAGUUCCACGUAGAGUUCAACAUCAUGGAGAACCAAGUUGCUCUUUUGGAAGGUCAGUUAACCAGCAACGAUAUGCUUGUAGUCGAGGACGCAAACCCCACAGGCUUAAGAGACGUGGAGGACACUUCUACUUUCACCACCACUGAGAAAGUCAUCAUUGGCGUCACUUCUCCAAUUUGGAUUCCAAUAGGCCUCGUAGCUGCACUUUUCGUUGUCCCUGUUGCCCUUGGGGUAGCACUAAAAGAGCGUCUGAACGAGAAGAAACAAAUCAAAGAGUAUACAAAACACAAAGCGGCAGUCAUGGAAACUAUUGCAGAAAAAGUACUCGAACAUUUUAUGUCCGAAGAAAACCUGUCGAAAGAGGUGAUGCGGUACUUGAACUCUGCGGUUGCCACACUGAAUAACCUACUCAGUGCUAUUCCAAAACUCCUAGAUGAUGACCUUCAGCUCAUAAAAGGGUUGCUAAGUGAAAGUCAGACAGCGAAAUCUGAGUUGCAACUGUACCAGAAAAAGCUCCAGUGGAAUGAUACCUUAGAGGGAUGCCUAGGGUUGUUGUACGUGACAAAAAUCCGGGAAGACAUCAACGCAAAUACAGAAAUUAAAUGGAUCUUGCCUGCUUUUGCCACUGGCACGUUUGGUGAAGUUUAUACCGUGACCCUUCUAUCAAGAAACAACAUGAUGGCAGCGGCAAAGGUGAUGAAGCAGUUUGCAACAGCAGAGAACGUGGGUGAGGCUAUACUAGAAGAGGAAAGUUUAAGGAGACUUAACAGAACCCCUAACAUCAUCAAGUUCAUAGGAACCAGCGCCAUCAUAGAGCCAGAUGGUAACAGGCGCCUUGUCAUUCUAAUGGAGUAUUGCCCCAAAACCCUUGCAAAUCGUAUGUUAAAUGCAGAUGCGACAAGUCCCAAAGGACAACGGGAGAUCAUAAACCCUGGUUUGAAGCAACCGUUAUAUCCUGGCCUCGUGCGUUCUGUCGCUUACUUUGGUAUGCAAAUAUGCACUGGGCUAAGGUGCAUGCAUGCUCAAGGAUACAUUCACAGAGACUUGAAACCGGAAAACAUAUUGGUAACUGAUAGAGAUGAAGUUCGACUUGCUGAUGUGGGACUGACAAAACCGCAGUGUGACAUCACUGGUACACUAUGUGGAACACUGGUUUACAUGGCACCAGAAAUUCUGAAGAAGGAAAAGUACGGAGCACCUGCAGAUAUGUUUGCAAUUGGGGUCAUGCUUUGGGAAAUGUGGUAUGGGAAACGUGCCUACAAUCUGCCUUGCUUUGAGAACUUCGAAAAUAUAUCAGAUUUUUUGAAGCUUGACUGGACAUCACUUAUUAUCCUUAAGGGUUUUACACCGCCGCCGUCCAUGUGGUGCGAGAAGUUAGGAAAGCUGCUUUCCCCCACACCAUCUGAAAGACCAACAGCAAGCCAAAUAGAGAGAUUUCUUGCAGAAGAAACCCACAAAAGAUUCCGUCAUAAGUAAUUUCAAGAAUAUUGUGGAUAGCAACACAAUCUCAAU
Lingula anatina is the source of this 3136-nucleotide messenger RNA. RefSeq lists its product as uncharacterized. The record is from RefSeq and is a predicted model, not a curated record. Lineage: Eukaryota; Metazoa; Brachiopoda; Lingulata; Lingulida; Lingulidae. Gene Ontology annotation, molecular function: protein kinase activity; ATP binding. Gene Ontology annotation, biological process: protein phosphorylation.